Messenger RNA from Vigna umbellata (rice bean), 1665 nucleotides. The record is from RefSeq and is a predicted model, not a curated record. NCBI's taxonomy places the organism in Eukaryota, Viridiplantae, Streptophyta, Magnoliopsida, Fabales, Fabaceae.
AAUUGGGUAAUAUGCAAGAUUUAUUUGACACGAGCCCUGUUAUAUGGUGCAUUGUUCAAGCUCUUUUGUUUAUGGUUUCACGCACAGAUUCUUUGGCAAACCGUGUUCUAAAACUGCUAGCAUUUAUGGAGCACUGGAGUCAUUAAGCACAGUGAAUGGAUCAACAAGGAAGCCAAUAAAAUAUGUUCUUUGUACUGCCCUUAGUUCUUGUGCUAAAACCCGGAAUUGGCGUUUGGGUAUACAAAUCCAUGCUUCCAUGAUUCGAUCUGGAUAUGAGGAUAAUUUGUUUCUCUGCAGUGCACUUAUUGAUUUCUAUGCCAAAUGUUUUGCUAUUCUGGAUGCAAAGAAGGUAUUUAGUGGCAUCAGAACACAUGAUCAGGUUUCAUGGACUUCACUUAUUACGGGAUUAUCGAUCAAUGGACUAGGAAUAGAUGCUUUCUUGUUGUUCAAAGAGAUGCUAUACACCCAAAUUAAGCCCAAUUGUCUUACCUUUGUUAGUGUCAUUAGUGCCUUUGUUGGGCAAUUUGGUGGCCUUCAACAUUGCUCCGCUCUUCAUACUCAUAUCAUCAAGCAGGGAUGUGAUACUAACAAUUUUGUGGUCUGCUCAUUGAUUGAUUGUUAUGCAAAUCAGGGACAAAUUGAUGAUGCUGUACUCUUAUUUGCUGAAACUAGUGAGAAGGAUAUUGUUUUGUACAAUUCUAUGAUCUCUGGAUAUUCUAAAAACCUGUGUAGCGAAGAUGCAUUGAAACUGUUUGUAGAAAUGAGGGGGCAAAAUUUGGGUAUUACUGAUCAUACUUUAUGCACGAUUUUAAAUGCUUGUAGCAGCCUUGCAUUUCUUCUUCAUGGAAGGCAAGUGCACUCUUUUGUUAUUAAAAUGGGUUCGGAAAGGAAUGUGUUUGUGGCCAGUGCUUUGAUUGAUAUGUAUUCAAAAGGUGGCGAUAUUGACGAGGCUCAACGCGUGUUAGAUCAGACUUCUGAGAAGAAUAAUGUGUUGUGGACAUCCAUGAUCAUGGGUUAUGCUCAAUGUGGGAGAAGUUCAGAGGCUUUGGAACUUUUUGAUUGUCUACUGACCAAGCAAGAGUUAGUUCCUGAUCAUAUCUGCUUUACUGCUGUUUUAACAGCUUGUAAUCAUGCAGGAUUGCUUGACAAAGGGGUGGAAUACUUUAAUAAAAUGACAACAAAUUAUGGCUUGUCUCCUGAUAUUGAUCAAUAUGCUUGCUUGAUUGAUCUCUAUGCUAGAAAAGGGAAUUUGAGUAAGGCAAGGGAUUUAAUGCAAAAAAUGCCCUAUGAUCCUAAUUAUGUAAUUUGGAGCUCUUUCUUGAGUUCUUGUAAGAUAUAUGGAAAUGUAGAACUUGGGAGGGAGGCUGCUGAUCAACUUAUCAAGAUGGAACCAAGUAAUGCAGCACCAUAUUUAACAUUAGCACAUGUCUAUGCAAGAAAGGGUUUAUGGAAUGAGGUAGCUGAAGUCAGAAGGCUUAUGCAACAAAGGACAAUGAGAAAACGUGUAGGAUGGAGUUGGGUGGAGGUAGAUAAGUUGUAGAUGAGGUUACUCUUCAGCAAUCAGAUGAAAACUACAUAGUUAGAAAAAGUCUUAUCACCGGAUGUCAAGUUCUAUGCCAAAUGUUUUGCUAUUCUUGAUGCAAAGAUGGUAUUUAGUGGCAUCAG